AUGAAGGCUGCUAUCAGACUCCCCCUAACGGAUGAGUGCCGCCACUACAAGUCCAAAGCCGAAGUGCCUUGGGAUCUCCAGAAAUACUUCUCCCAGCGCUACUCCCUCUUCUCCUGGUACGAUGAGGGCGUCCGACUCACCGACAGCGCUUGGUUCGGCGUGACGCCGGAACCCCUCGCCAACAAGAUCGCCAACGAGAUGUACUACAUUGACGCCUCCAGGCGCGUCCUCAUCGACAUCUUCGGCGGCGCUGGUGGCAACACUAUCGCCUUCGCCCUCUCGGCCCGCUGGGAUCGCAUUAUCUCCAUCGAGCGGGACGCCGCGACCCUGGCGUGCGCCCAGCACAACGCCGAGCUGUACGAGGUUGGCGAGUACAUCACCUGGAUCCACGGCGACUGCUUCGAGUACCUGGAGAAGCUCCAGAACUCGCCGGAGGCGUUAUCGGAGGAGCUACGCGUCGACAUGGCUGAGGCCGUCGUCUUUGCAUCCCCUCCGUGGGGCGGGCCUGGGUAUCGCACCGCCGAGGUGUUUGACCUUAGUCAGAUGGAGCCGUACAACCUGCAUCAGCUGCACGACGCAUGUAAGCCCAUGGACCAUGCCCUGUAUCUCCCGAGGACGAGCGACCUGAGGCAGAUUGCGAAAUUGGCCCCCGGAGGGGAGAAGCUUGAGGUGGUGCAGUACUGUAUGGAAGGGGCGAGCAAGGCCAUGGUGGCGUUUAUACCGGGGACGCUGAGUCCGCCAAAAUCAGCAUCUCAAUGA
This is a messenger RNA of Colletotrichum graminicola M1.001, 759 nucleotides long. Its product is annotated as RNA cap guanine-N2 methyltransferase. Gene Ontology annotation, cellular component: nucleus. Gene Ontology annotation, molecular function: RNA cap trimethylguanosine synthase activity. NCBI's taxonomy places the organism in Eukaryota, Fungi, Ascomycota, Sordariomycetes, Glomerellales, Glomerellaceae. The record is from RefSeq and is a predicted model, not a curated record. Gene Ontology annotation, biological process: 7-methylguanosine cap hypermethylation; 7-methylguanosine RNA capping. The coding region runs from base 1 to 759 and encodes 252 amino acids. The transcript has 2 exons.